UUAGAUGUCACUCGGAUCGCACAAUUAUUCUCCGGUACGAACACAUAUCACGUAAAUACAGUUGAAAAAUGGCAGACGAUGGAGAAAUUCCAAGAAAAUUAAAUGAUGAAUUUAACGAUGACGAUUUAUUUGCUUCGGCGAUUGAGAUUAAAGUGGAAGCCAAAGCAGACAUAUCUCUAGAAGAUGAUAGAUCAAAUGACUUGUCUGUUGUAGAAGAGCAAUCUAAUAAUUUGUCAGCAGCCGAUGAAAUAGAUCUGAACUCUGAUAGUGAAUUCAAGGAUGAUGUUGAUGAUACAAAUGCCAAGCAUGAACUCAGAUCUGAGCCUGAAGAUAUAUUCGAAGAUAUUCCAGAACCAAAAGAAGUGAAGAUUGAUGCAACACCUGUUCGGCCAACCUUAGAGACAUCAGUAACAUCACCAAGAACACAGAGUUACAGCAAUUAUGUUGGGACCACAAUUGAGGAGGAAAAAAUUGUUCCUGAAGAGAGUGAUAAAUUCAUAACAAUUAGUGUUAAAGAUCCUCAAAAAAUUGGUGAUGGAAUUUCUUCCUUCCUUACUUACAACGUUGUGACUCGCACCAACAUUGGACUAUUCAAGAAGAACGAAAUGACUGUAUCUCGACGUUUUUCGGAUUUUCUUGGACUGCACGAUAAACUUGCUGAAAAGUACUUACACAAAGGUCGCCUGGUGCCAGCCCCUCCCGAGAAGAAUGUCGUUGGUACUACCAAAGUCAAAAUGGCAGGUGGUCAAACUGAACAGGAAGGCAAAUUACCGGAAUUUGUCGAGCGUCGAAGGGCUGCCCUUGAACGUUAUCUGAUCCGAACUGCUAUCCACCCAAUUUUUCAAGUAGAUCCUGAUUUCCGGGAAUUCUUAGAAUGCGAAGACGAAUUGCCACGUGCAUCGAAUACCUCGGCUCUCAGUGGAGCAGGUGUACUAAGGCUUUUUAACCGCAUGGGUGAGACCGUGACUAAAAUUGCUUUCAAGAUGGGUGAAUCUGAUCCUUGGUUUGAAGAGCGUCAUCAGCAACUUGAGACGCUAGAAUCCCAAUUUCGCCGGCUACAAGCGUCUCUGGAGGGUUUAUAUAGUCAUCGACGCGAGUUAGCGUACGCCACUGCUGCUUUGGGGAAAGGAUUGGCUUUGCUGAGCAAUGGCGAGGAUCAUGCAGGUUUAUCCAGAGCCCUAGCUAAGAUGGCCGACCUUCACGAUAAAUUAGAAGGCGUUCACAACGACCAGUCAAAUGCGGAUUUUUACAUUUUGCACGAACUUAUCAAGGACUAUCUGGGGCUGUUGGGUGUUGUAAAGGAUGUUUUUCACGAGCGUGUUAAGGCUUUCCAGACGUGGCAACAUGCUCAGCAAAUGUUGGCCAAAAAACGGGAAGCGGUUGAUCGAUGGGAAUCGACUGGUCGUUCCGAUAAAGUCGCGCCUGCUAAAGAUGAGGUUUUAGAGUGGGAGGCCAAAGUUAACCGCAGUCAAGAGGAGUUUGACAGUAUUUCUAAGGCGAUCAAGAAAGAGCUGGAACGCUUCGAUCUCCAACGCGUCAAGGAUUUCAAAGCAGCUUUCAUUUCUUAUUUGGAAGCGCAGAUGAAAGCUCAGGACAAAAUCAUUGAACAUUGGGAGACGUACAUGCCCGAAGCCAAAGCUAUCGCUUGAAGGAGCACCGAUCGACUGAUCAUCCCAAAAAGACGGUGCUGCGCUGCGCUUUCUUAUCACGGUGUCUCUCGUUCGUCGUCAAUGUUCUCUUCUUAUUCAUUUCCAUGGCUAUUUGAGAAGCCAACUAUUCUGUGUGAAUCUUCGUUUCGUUAUCCAAGUUAAACAAUUCCGUUACGCGACAUUCUCUAUAUUCCUUUUUUUUCUCGUUGUAAAGGACUAGUGUGCCUUGCGUGAUUUGGGAUGUGCAUUCCCUUCUGCUUCUUCCCGUCUUUUUUACCCUCCCCUCUCACCCAUCCGCUACCACAUCCAAUCAACCGAGUGUCGUCAUAGCAACGAGAACCCAUAUGCUUUCCCGACCCCUCCUAUUUUUGCCCCUUCCUCUUCUUCCGUCAUCAAAUACUCUUUAAAACCAACACGAAGGUUUAUUUUCCCGUUAGUUUUUUUUUGCCACUGCUUUACAUAAAAUCUGAAGCGGCAUAAAAAAAUGUAUUACCGUUCAUGUGAAAAUUAUCGAUUAAAUUGUUCAAGUUGGCUCGA
Messenger RNA from Daphnia pulicaria, 2186 nucleotides. RefSeq names its product sorting nexin-2-like (gene Snx1). Lineage: Eukaryota; Metazoa; Arthropoda; Branchiopoda; Diplostraca; Daphniidae. Gene Ontology annotation, molecular function: phosphatidylinositol binding. The coding region runs from base 69 to 1649 and encodes 526 amino acids. Gene Ontology annotation, cellular component: endosome; endosome membrane. Gene Ontology annotation, biological process: early endosome to Golgi transport. The record is from RefSeq and is a predicted model, not a curated record. The transcript has 11 exons.